This is a messenger RNA of Punica granatum (pomegranate), 1511 nucleotides long. The record is from RefSeq and is a predicted model, not a curated record. Lineage: Eukaryota; Viridiplantae; Streptophyta; Magnoliopsida; Myrtales; Lythraceae.
AUGGCUCUUGUGUUAACCAUCUCUAGCCUUCCAUCCUCCUACUCGGCCCAUCGAGCACCCCCAAUAAGCUUCCAGACCAGUAUGAUUCACCGGAGCUCUCCAGAAUCUCCGCUCUACAACCCGAAUGCCACCCCUGCCAACCUCAGUAGGAUGGCCGCCAUUGCAGCAAAAACCAGGAGAACUUACAUUGCCCGUCACAGGGCCGGCCAGAGUGCAGAUGGAGGUGGUUGGGCGCAUCCUGACGCAUACACCUCUCCCAUGACGCCAUUCGGCAACAUAGGGGAGUACGUCAUCCGGUACAGCAUCGGGUCGGACCCACCGACAGAGACCUACGGGAUGCCAGACACAGGGAGCGAUCUCAUAUGGCUACAGUGCCUCCCGUGCCACCGGUGUUAUACCCAGAGCGUCAAGUACUUUGACCCGGCAAAGUCGUCUAGCUAUAGCCUGAUAAGUUGCAAUGAUAAGAUUUGUACCAGGAACCCCGAUGCGCAUUGCGAGCCUCCCGACGGUUAUUGCCAUUACAACGUAACAUAUUUAGACGAAUCAAUGACGAGUGGGAACUUGGCGACCGAGACGCUCACAUUUGCAGACGACACUAGCCCCACGCAAAUAGCGAAGCUAUACAACAUGGUUAUAGGGUGUGGUCAUUACAACAUAGACAACAGGGAAGAUGAUAAAGGUGCUAUUGGCCCCCCCGGUGUAGUAGGAUUGAGCUGGAGAAGAUCCUCCUUGAUUGGCCAACUCGGGUUCAACAGGUUCUCGUACUGUGCCUCGCCGAUCCGGGACCGGAAUAAGGGCCACAGCUUGCUGAAAAUCGGUAGCUCCGGGGCGUUGAUAACAGGGAAGGAAACGCAGACACCGCUUUACUCUUUCCGAUCAGGCUUGUACUUUCUGAAUGUCACGGACCUUAUGGUAGAUGGGGAGAGGCUGAACAUUCCUCCGGCCCAUUUCAGUAGGGUCCCAAAAGGAAGCCGUGGCACCAUCAUCGACACCGGCACGACAUUCUCCGAGUUUGUCCCCGGCGCUUUCGAUGCCCUAGUAGAGUAUAUAAAUACCGUGCAGGCGUUACAGCAACAGUUCCCCAUCAAGGACUCAGAUUUCGACCUCUGCUAUGGGGACAUAAGGUUCGCCCCGAAGGUCACGAUCAUGUUCGAGAAUCUGAACUUUGAGUUGAGCAAGGAAAACAUAUGGGAGCAAAUCGAGCCGAGGAAGUACUGCCUGACGAUACUGAGAGGUGACCGGACAAACAUAAUAGGGAUGUACCAGCAAAGGAAUGUCAAUGUAGGAUACGACCUUAAGAACAAGGUGAUCUCUUUCAAGGAUAUGGCAUGCCCAUUGCUGAAGCAUUAAGUGAAAUUAAGACCGUAUUGAUUUAUAACUUCCCCGGUUUUAGAUAAUUAAUUACAUGGAGACAUAUAUGUAGCUUUGUUUAAGGCAUUAUGUCUAAAGUUCAAUUGAAAAUUCGUCUUUCACAUCCAUAUGUGAUUUAUGUUUGGCAUAUCGGCAUAACU